GGAAUCAUGAUGUUUGCCUGCGUUCCCAUGCCAACUCUGCGAGCAAUGCUGUCCAAGAAUCUGCCUCCUCAGCAAUAUGGGCGAGUAUUUGGGCUGCUCCAGCUGGUUCUGGCUGUGACUGACCUCUUGUCUAAUGUCUUUUUCACCUCCAUUUAUCCACUAACUCUCGGCUGGUUCAGUGGCUUCUGCUUCAUCCUCUCCUGUGCCAUUAGUUACAUUAGUGCCAUCCCGAUCAUUUAUCUAAGUGGCAGAGAACAUGGAACCUGAGAACAUGAAAAUGUGUCUGUUGCAAUUCUUUUUGAGCCCCUAAUGAGAUA
Rhinichthys klamathensis goyatoka is the source of this 317-nucleotide messenger RNA. RefSeq names its product thymic stromal cotransporter homolog. Gene Ontology annotation, biological process: transmembrane transport. Lineage: Eukaryota; Metazoa; Chordata; Actinopteri; Cypriniformes; Leuciscidae. Gene Ontology annotation, molecular function: transmembrane transporter activity. Gene Ontology annotation, cellular component: membrane. The record is from RefSeq and is a predicted model, not a curated record. The transcript has 3 exons. Bases 7 to 267 code for a protein of 86 amino acids.